CAGUAGCUCGCACAGGCGGAAGUCAUUGUGACACGAGGCAUCUAGAAUGUUCUCCGACAGGACGAAAUAUUCUGCAGCUGGAAGUUCUGCAUUCAAUGUCAGUCUCGAGCUUCAUUCUAUCAAUCGAGGUCGCCUUUGUGAACGUCUGAGGAAACGCCAUGACGUUCCUGAGGGAGCCUUUGUUAUGUUGGAAGGCGGCAAAGAGGAAUCUCGCUACUCAUCAGACACAGAGGAUCUCUUUCGUCAGGAAUCAUAUAUGCAUUGGGCCUUUGGUGUUCAAGAGCCAGAUUGUUACGGAGCAAUCGAAGUAGAUUCUGGUCGUGCCAUUAUUUUCAUGCCAGAACGUGAUGAAAACUAUAUCAUCUGGAUGGGAAAGCCAUAUCCUCCGGAACACUUUGAGAGGAGGUAUGAUGUGCAAGAGGUUCAUUUCUUCAAAGAAGAUGAAGCAAAGAUUGUUGAAGUACUCAAGAGCAAGGAUCCUAGUGUGCUUCUGCGACUGAAAGGAAAAAACACUGACAGUGGGAAAUUUACAAAACCAGUAGAAUUCAAUGGCAUCAAACAGUUUGACCUCAAUGACAAUAUACUGCAUCACGAAAUGACCGAGCUUCGUGUCAUCAAGACUGACAAAGAAGUGGAUGUCAUUCGACAUGCUUGUUGUGUCGCCGGCGAAGCUCACAAAAAGAUGAUGCAACAAGCACGUCCAAGAAUGUACGAGUUGCAGUUGGAAGGGAUUUUUCGAGGUUACGUCGCAUCACGAGGCCAUAGACACCUUGCAUACACUCCCAUUGCUGGAAGUGGUCCCAACAGUGCUAUUCUUCACUAUGGUCAUGCCGGAUCUCCUAACAACAGGAAGAUGGAAGACGGCGAUCUUGUCCUGUGCGACAUUGGCAGUGAAUACUACUGCUAUGCUUCCGACAUCACGUGCACGUUUCCGGUCAACGGCAAGUUUACCGACGAACAGAAGGUUAUCUUCAACGCCGUGUCGGCUGCAAACUUGGCGGUACGGCAACGAGCCAUAGUCGGUAACAAAUGGGUCGAGAAUCAUCAAGUUGCCGAACGCACGAUCCUCACUCAUCUUCGGGAUUACGGUAUGUUGAAGGGUGAAGUGGACGAUAUGAUGCAAGUGUAUCUCGGUGGAGUGUUCAUGCCGCACGGCGUCGGCCACUUCUUGGGGAUCGACGUGCAUGAUGUCGGAGGAUAUCCGGAAGGUGCAUCUCGAAGUGACAAACCUGGUCUUCGUUGUCUUCGUUGUGUCCGAACUCUUGAAGAGAACAUGGUCGUGACGAUCGAACCCGGAUGCUAUUUCAUUGACAAACUAAUGGAUGAUGCACUGGCUAAUCCAGAGCAAAGGAAGUUCAUUAACGUUGAGGUCUUUGAGAAGUUUAGAGGAUUCGGUGGGAUUCGUUUGGAGGACGUGGUUGCCGUGGGACGAGAUUGUGCUGAGCUGUUUGCUCUUCUGCCACGCACUCCUAAAGAUGUGGAAGAACUAAUGGCGUCUGACAAACCUGAGCAGUGAAUUUGGCUAGCAGUGCCAGUUGCUCUCGAAUUGCUUUGUUUGCUAUAACAGUUUUUGGUGACAUUUUGAUUACUACAGUGUAGCUGUGCUUUGCAGUAUUUUCUUUAGCAACGAUGUGCUUGAUGUCUACUGGCUAAUCAAUCAAACAUAUACAGUA
Corticium candelabrum is the source of this 1673-nucleotide messenger RNA. RefSeq names its product xaa-Pro dipeptidase-like. The transcript is spliced from 16 exons. The record is from RefSeq and is a predicted model, not a curated record. Lineage: Eukaryota; Metazoa; Porifera; Homoscleromorpha; Homosclerophorida; Plakinidae. The coding region runs from base 47 to 1516 and encodes 489 amino acids. Gene Ontology annotation, molecular function: manganese ion binding; metalloaminopeptidase activity.